AUGAGCGGUGACUCAUCAGAAAAACGUCCAAAAUAUGAGCGGACGACACAGGAGCAGCUGCAAUUUUAUGUGCAGUUUUGUAGGGAGCAUCCGGGGCUGCAAAAAGGAAAAAAUAAUCCGUGCUCCCCAAAACUGAUGCAGUCGCUCUGGCCGCAGAUGGCUGACAGCCUAAACGCCAUGCAUGGUCCCACCCGCUCCGUAGCAAAGUGGAAAGAUACAUUAGCGGCGUGGAAAAAUCAGCUACGCUGCAGAGCACGAAAAGUGCAUGAGGACGUAAUUGAAACAGGUGGGGGACCACGGACGGAAAUUUAUUAAAUCGUCGCACUUUUUAUAUCAACACAAACAUAUGUUUUUGCCUUGUCACAUGCCCAAAAAGUCAUGACAAUAAAAAUGACAAUUGGCAUGAUUCGAGCUUUUGAAUUUUGCUGCGAAUACCAAAAAGCUGCAAUUGUCAUUUUUAUAUCAAUUGUCAUCGCGGUGAGUUUUGUCAGUGUGGCGGAAUAGGGCUGUUAGUUUCGGCUGCAACUGCAAUUAAGUCGUAACUAGGAGGAAGUAUUACAAUUCGAAUAAGGCUACAUCACAAUUUUAUAAUUUGGAAUGAUUUACAUAUGUAAAUGCUCAAAUAACAAGUCAAUUUCAAGCUUUUCUUUUAGAGAAAAUUGGUGCAUAACAUUUAAAUAUGUGUUUGUAUGUUUCACAGCAUGCUUUCGAUAAACAUCGACUUCACAUCAUUGCUGUAGUUCUGGCUAUUUCACUCAAUUAACAAGAAACUUAUGCCUUAUUCUUUUACAUAAACAUGCAAUGAAAGUAAAAAUUACAUAAACGGAUGAUCAAACUUGACAUUAUUUA
This is a messenger RNA of Rhagoletis zephyria (snowberry fruit fly), 849 nucleotides long. RefSeq lists its product as uncharacterized. Lineage: Eukaryota; Metazoa; Arthropoda; Insecta; Diptera; Tephritidae. The record is from RefSeq and is a predicted model, not a curated record.